AGGUAGACUGGUUCUUCUCUACCUCUCCACACCCCUUUUUUCGCUUUCCCACCACACUCGGCUCCAACAUUCUGCAGACUCAGUAGGUUCUCAAAAUGUCAACUAUCAAGGAGAAGCUUAUUGAGAAUCUAAUUGAGGAAGAUAAAAUCUCCCAGAAUAAGAUCACCAUUGUUGGAACUGGUGCUGUAGGCAUGGCUUGUGCUAUUUGUAUCUUGUUGAAGGAUUUGGCGGAUGAACUUGCCCUCGUUGAUGUUGCAGUGGACAAACUGAAGGGAGAAAUGAUGGAUCUUCAGCAUGGCAGUCUUUUCUUUAAUACUUCAAAGAUUACCUCUGGAAAAGAUUACAUAGUAUCUGCAAACUCCAAAUUAGUUAUUGUCACAGCAGGUGCACGCCAACAGGAGGGAGAAAGUCGCCUUGCCCUGGUCCAACGUAACGUAAACAUCAUGAAAUCAAUCAUUCCUAUCAUAGUCCAACAUAGUCCUGACUGUAAGAUGCUUAUUGUUUCAAAUCCAGUGGAUAUUUUGACAUAUGUGGUCUGGAAGCUAAGUGGCUUACCUGCAACUCGUGUAAUUGGAAGUGGUUGUAAUCUAGACUCUGCCCGUUUCCGUUACCUAAUUGGAGAGAAAUUGGGUGUCCAUCCCACAAGCUGCCAUGGUUGGAUAAUUGGAGAACAUGGUGAUUCUAGUGUGCCUUUGUGGAGUGGGGUGAAUGUUGCUGGUGUUGCUCUGAAGACUCUAGACCCUAAAUUAGGAACUGAUUCAGACAAAGACCAGUGGAAAAAUAUCCAUAAACAAGUUGUUGAAAGGGCUUAUAUGGAAUAAAAGAAGAAAUCUUUCUCAGUAUCCCUUGUGUCUUGGGGCGAAAUGGUGUCUCAGAUGUUGUGAAAGUUAACUUGAAUUCGGAGGAGGAGGCCUUUUUUAAGAAGAGUGCAGACACACUCUGGAAUGUCCAAAAAGAGUUGAUAUUUUAAAGCCUCUUAAUGUUCCACUGUUUUAUAGAACAGAAGAUAUCAGACUGUAUAUUUUACAUUUUGAAAGUAUUUUAAUCUGAUCUGUAAAAAAUAAAAAAAAUUGGAGACC
Molecule: messenger RNA, 1079 nt
Organism: Leptonychotes weddellii (Weddell seal)
Lineage: Eukaryota; Metazoa; Chordata; Mammalia; Carnivora; Phocidae
Source: RefSeq, a predicted model, not a curated record